AUGUUUAGACGAACGGCAGACACCGCAGACUCCAUAACGCCGGCGCAUGAAUGUCUGGUCGGCUACAUCACAAGCAUUCUUGGCAUCUCGCGUAGAAUUACGUUAAGGGCGCUGCUUAAUGCGGAGAACAAGAGCGUCUGUUCCAAUUUCCUCCAGUCCAAAGACCCGGCUAGUGCUGCUCUAUUCGUCGGAGUUCAAUCUCUAAAUGAUCGCCCCUUUGAUCCAUCCAUGGUGGCAUCGUUUCAAAUAAAGUUCUCGAAUGCAGCCAGCUUUCCUCAGAAAGUCGAAGGAAUCCUCUUUUUGGACAUUGGAUCCGAUGAAGGAUCCAUUACCAAGGAAAACUUCAAGACGCGAGUCUUUAUUAUGCGUCGACCUUUACCCAUCCCAGACAUGUAUCAAUGGUUAUCUCAAAUUAUCAAGGCCUUUUUCAUUCCCGCUAUGCAAGCACAAGAAGCGAAUUUAGGAAUGAUGAUGCACCAAACGAAACAAUCGUUCAUCUUUGCCGUCAACGAGUAUAUAGAAGCCCUUGAAACAAAUGAUCUAUGCUCCAAGGAGAAGUUCAAGCUUUUUCCUUACCGAGACAUUGAUGUCGAAGCUCUUAAAGACUCACAAAACGUUCAUGAGGCAGCACGCAACUUGGAGAACCUUGGACUACUAGAGGAAUGUGUCUGCCAUUGGAUGAGACAAGUGUCCCUGGAGGUUCAAGAAGUUGACAUGAUACGCGAAGAAAUGCCAAACAGUGGACCACGGACUGAAAUGAGAUUCUGGAGGCAACGCGCUGCACGGUUCUACCAAAUUAUGAAAGAAAUGAAUGCUAUUUUGGUAAAGAAAAUCCUGAAUGUGCUCGAGGUAGCUACUUCUAACACUGUCCCGAUUUGGAAGGAAUUGGAUAAUCGUGUAGUGGCGAUUCACAGUGAGGCACUGAAGAACGCCAAAUUUCUACAAGUUGUGAUACAACGGUGCGAUCCUCUAUACAGAUAUGAGAUUAACGAAAUGAGGCAUGGUAUGGGCGAUUUGAUGCACUGUUUACAAUGUCUCUACAGCUACUCACCACACUACCGAUCCUUUGCACACAUGACUAGUCUGUUUAUAAAGGUGAGUCAGUCCGUGUACUUGUGUGCAGCAAUGACUAGGUUCAUUAUAACGAAUCAGAUGAUAAUCGGUUGCCGAGGCUACGUAUUUGAAUCCACUCACGGAUCUAUAUGGAGUCAGGAUCUGGAUCAACUAGCUGAGCGUCUCAAGUCCUGUAUUGCAUUGAACCAAGCCUACCAGAAUGCCUAUCAUAAGGUGCAGAAGAACACACGGGCCGACCGAAAAAUGAUGAAGUUUUCUGAGGCUCAAGUUUUUGGGGAUUUUAACGCCUUUGUUACGCGUGCGGAAGCCAUUCUGCUAGUUAUAGGGAGCAUUAAAAAAUAUGCUGUACUUAGGAAUGUAGCUUUUGAUGGAAAAGAUGAAUUGGUUGAACAUUUUGAAAAAAUCUGCGAUUUCAUCACAAGCAGAAAUUAUAAUUUCCUUGACCUUGGGAAUUCACAAUUUGUCGAGGACUUUGAACACUUCGGUUCGGAGAUAAAGACUCUUCAGGAAAACGUUCAAAGCGCCUACAAUUUUCAAUGCAAUCGCAGCUCAACAGUUCUGCAAAAUCUGCGACAAGCACUGAGGUUAAGGCGAGCCCAACUGCCCAUUUUGGAGCAGGAAAGUCGGUAUAAACGAUUGAUCAAUCAGUUGAGAGCUGAAUUUGAUAAAAUCGGUGAAAUCUACACUCGUGAUGCCGAAAAUCCUCCAACUCAGCGCAACUUUCCUCCUUACGCAGGUCGAAUUGCGUGGGCACGCAAUUACUACCUUCGUAUGGCGGAACCGAUGUCGAUUCUCUGGAACCAGUGUCCCUCCGCCUGCGCUUCUCGAGAAGGUCAGCGAACAAUACGGAAGUUCAACCGCAUUAGCGAAACGCUCGUCGCCUACGAGAUUACUGUCUUUCAGGCCUGGAAAACAUUUGCAAAUAAACUCUCUGGCCUCCAUGCCUCAAUUCUGAUCGUGCAAAAGACUUCUCCACAAAUCACUUAUGUGGCCAACUUUGACGAGAAUAUACGGAUGGUACUGCGAGAAAUAUCUUGUCUUGAUCGCCUUGGAUGUCCAAUUUCAACGAUAGCCGAAGAAUUACACAGACGAGGUCUUUUCCUUAAGAAGCGUUUGAAUAAAGUUCAGACUAUGCUCCGCCAUAAGAAUGAUGUGGAGCAAAUGAUUCCGCCAAAUUUGGAGAAGCUCUUUGUGGUCCGCGUUUAUCGCAUAAACGAGGCUCUAGCACCGGGACUCUACAUCCAUGACUGGUAUACCUCCCUGUUUGAAAAGUGGAUUGCGAACUGCGAGUCCGUCAUACACGGACUUGCGAAGGCGAUACAAGGUGCAAAAGACAUAUUAGACUACCAAAUUAACCCAACUCUGACUGCGAUGGAGCAGUGCAAGUUCGUCCGAUUCCCUGAUCAGCCCGAGAGGCAUCCUUAUGAGUUGCCCAGUGGACGAGGAAAUGCAGCAAUUCUCGCGAUCUCCCCUCCUGUCACAUCUGCUGGUGUCGCUUCGGGCAGUGGUUCUGCUACUUCCCCUAGACCCUCCACCUAUGCUGGACUCUACUUUCAGAGUCGUCGAGAGCCAGGGGUGGGAUGGACCUUAAAUGAGUUUAUCCGAACUACUGUAGAACAGGCGAAUAAUGCCGCUGCCUUGCUCCAGCAGCUCUCGCAAAUCGCCUUUGAGGCGGCAGAGACCUACGCCACAAUGGCUUUGACGGAUUUUGACGAGUUCGUAAAAUUAUUUGGAGAGCGUUACCGCAGAGAAGGAGCGGAGCCUAGCUCCAGUACCAAUGCCGAUGGGGCUGGGGGUAGUCAUGUUACCUCUCCUUCCACCCUUGAAAACAAAGAGGAUGCUAAUGAAACCGGCAUGUAUCAGGAAUCGAAGAAGAUUAUCGUGCAAACUGCAAUCGCAAUUGACGAAUUAAUUCGCAAUUAUGGUCAGCUUGCAGUAGAGGCAGUAAUAAAAUCAGUGCGAGGAUCUUUGGAUGACUUUUGGCGCAUAUUUGGAAGCAGAGACUGUCUUGGCUUAUUAAAGGACGUCGAAAACAAAAAGAGGAAAGCAGGAGGAGGACAUGUGGAAACGAUAAAUGAGCUUACGUCGUUUACAGAAGCGGGUGGCACUCGUGAUCGCGGGUCUCGGAAUUCCCUUCGUUUUAGUGCGACUCAAACAUCUCCAACUAGUACCCUAAGUCCGCGUACGCUGAGCGAUCGGUCGCCUCUAAGGCCUUCCUCACGGAGUAUCUACGGUGGUCAAUUAAGUGCAGUCCAUGGCAGCUCAGUACAGACGAAUGAACAGGAUAUAAACUGCUAUACUGAUGUACGUCAUGACAAAGAAAUUUACAAACUGCAAAGUCUCCUUCUCACUUGGAUCAAUUCAACGAAAAAGGUCAACUUCCUUCCUGGAGAUCAAAUAAUGGAAAUGACAUCAGUUCUAAGUCCCUUUCAUGACUUUCUUCAACUCUGGACAUCUUCUCCCAUGGAUAAUCUUCAGGAAUUCCUAAUCGAGCACAGCACUCCGACGAUAGUGGAUAUUGAAGAAGUCUGCUCAAAGCUUUAUGAGGUUGAAAAAAGUCUACUAAAUCUUUAUGAUAUAUAUUACAUUGGACCAAUGGAGAUUCACACAAAUGGUUUUAAGUAUCUGGCAUUGCGUCGACUGAAGGAGCAUCAGCAAGUGUUUGUGGACCUUUGCGUUGAACGCCUAAUCUAUCCAGUAUUUUCGGAAAUGGCUCAAAUGGAAGCAACAGAUCGCAUCAUCUCAAAAUCUCCCAAAACAAUUGCUGAUAUCAGCACCAUAAUGGAAUCGAUUUCAAACUUCAGGAGCAUUGAUGUAGAGGUAGAAAUGAAGAUCAUGCUUGCUGAGGAAUCACAGCAAAUGCUGAGUAAAUAUAAGGCACAACUAUCAAUCGAGAUAGUGGAUAGGGUCGAAUCUGUCAGGUGGAUCUUCUACCGAGUCAAGGAUCGUAUAUCAAAGGUGAUGGACGAGUUGUUAGCUGUAGAGAAAACAUAUCAGGAGGAUCUUCGCCAGAGAGCUAUCAUUCUGAAGGAUGAAAUUAACGAUUUCAUUGAAGCCUUCAAUUUGAAAGGUCCCCAAGAACCAAACAUCUCUCAAACUGAGGCAAUAGACCGUCAAAUGAUCGUUCGCAACAACUAUGAGAGAUUGAUAAUGAAGGCAGAGGAGAUACUGCGAGGACAGCGUCUUUUUGGUUUGUCUGAGAUGAAUCUGUCCAAUCUUCGAGCGGUAGGAAAGCAGAUGGAGAUGCUACAACGCCUCUACAGCCUCUACAAUAGCGUGCACAAUGUAGUUAAUGAGUUUCGUGAGACACCAUGGAGGGAGGCUAACUUUCAGGAGAUUGAACACUCGCUUCUGACAUUGCAGACUAGAUGUCGCAAGCUGCCAGCAGUACUCAAGUCAUCAACUCUUUACUCUGACUUGGAGACCACGCUCUCGAACUUGCUGGGUAAAAUGCCAAUACUGCACUUAGUUCGUAACCCUGCCAUGAAGUCGCGUCAUUGGGCAGUGAUUAGUCAGAUCACUGGCCAGCCAAACAUUGACCCAGAGGCGGACAGUACGAUCUCUACAAAGGUCAUCAUUGAUUUGCCUAUCGGACUAGGGGAUGGUGCUACUCGUGAAGCUGUGGAGGAUGUCUGUGUGGGUGCUACGCGAGAGAAGGAGAUUGAAGUGAAAUUGCAGCGUGUUGCACAGGACUGGGAGGAGCAGGAGUUUGUUUUGACGGCCUUCAAAAAUCGUGGAGAACUUCUUCUUAAGGGAAGUCGAAUUGCGGAGAUUCAGAGCCUCCUGGAAGACUCCUUAAUGACACUGACAUCCCUCUCUAACAGCAGGCAAGAAGGCAUUGGCGAAAAGCUUUUUGAGACGAUCGUCAAAUGGGUAAAUAACUUAGCAACAGUGAAUGAGGUGUUGGACUAUUGGGUGAAGGUGCAGUCUCUGUGGGUCUAUCUUGAAGCUGUAUUUGUGGGUGGCGACAUCGGAAGGCAGCUGCCACAAGAGGCGCGACGUUUCUUGGCGGUGGACAAAUCUUGGGUCAAGAUCAUUGAUCGAGCUCGAGAUACUCCUUCAGUGGUCACCUGCUGUACUUCCGAUACCACUUUGAUGGAUUUGUUGCCGCGAAUGCUUGAGCAAUUGGAAAUUUGUCAGCGCUCGCUUUCGGGAUAUUUGGAGAGCAAGAGACUCCUCUUUCCCCGCUUUUUCUUUGUCUCUGACUCAGUACUGCUAGAGAUCCUUGGUCAAGCCUCCACUCCGGAGGCUAUUCAGCCUCACCUCCUUAAAAUUUUUGACAGCAUUCAUCACCUGCGAUUCAUUAAGGAAGACGUGUGGAUUUCGGCGGUAUAUUCGCCUCUUAAUGAAGAACUAAUCCUGAAUCCUCAACUGCAAUGUGAAGGUCCCGUGGAAAUGUGGCUGUUGCGACUUCUCGUGACAGUAAAGUACUCCCUCUUCGAUUGCAUCCAUACGACUCACAAUCGUCUGAUAGACACAGAUAUCAACCUUCAACAGUUUUUCGAUGAACAGAUCUGUCAGAUGGCCACCUUAGCUGUCCAAAUGGUAUGGACUCUAGAUGCUACGUUGGCGCUGAAUGGAUCGAGGGAGAAUGCAAAAAUAAUGACUGAUGUUUGUCAGAAGUUUGAAACCCUCUUGGAGGUACUUAUUAGUAGAACUACUGCGAAUUUGAGCCCUCGUGAACGCACGAAGUACGAGACGCUUGUCACUAUCCAUCUUCAUCAGAAGGAUGUGUUUGAUGACAUUGUACAACAGGGCAUUCAUUCUCCAGAAGAUUUUGAUUGGCUUAAGCAGACGCGAGUGUAUUUUAUGGAGGAGAAUGCGAUGUGUGUCGUCUCUAUCACCAAUGUGAAUUUUGAGUACCAAUAUGAGUUCCUCGGCUGCACGGAACGUCUAGUAAUCACUCCCCUUACCGAUCGCUGUUACAUCACCCUUGCACAGGCACUCAGCAUGUUUAUGAAAUUCUUUGGAGUUUAUUUGUCCAUUGACAUUACAAAAGAUUGCUUUGCCUGUUUGGUGCAGGAUAUGGGUCGAUGCUUGGGUCAAUAUGUCGUGGUUUUUAAUUGCUCGGAUCAGAUGGACUUUCGUGGUCUUGGACGCAUUUUCAAAGGACUUGCUCAGUCUGGUGCCUGGGGCUGCUUUGAUGAGUUUAAUCGCAUUGAACUUCCUGUCCUUUCGGUAGCUGCUCAACAGAUCGCCAUUGUGCUCUUUGCCAAACGCGAUCAGAAGACUGAUUUUAUCUUUUCGGAUGGAGAUGUAGUUACAUUAAAUCCGGAAUUCGGUAUCUUUAUUACCAUGAACCCUGGCUAUGCCGGCCGACAGGAGCUACCUGAGAAUUUAAAGACAAACUUCCGCACGGUGGCAAUGAUGGUUCCAGACCGGCUCAUUAUUAUUCGCGUCAGAAUGGCUUCAUGUGGCAUCAUUGACAAUCUCACUCUGGCCAAAAAGUUCUUCUACCUCUAUAACCUUUGCGAGGAACAGCUAAGCAACCAGGUUCACUACGAUUUUGGACUUCGGAACAUCCUUUCAGUUUUACGAACUCUCGGUGCAGUACGACGAAAUGAUCCGGAGGAAGGGGAGAAUAAGAUCGUCAUGAGAGUACUAAGAGAUAUGAAUCUAUCCAAGUUGGUGGAUCAAGAUGAGCCUCUCUUUCUUUCUAUUUUACGGGACCUCUUUCCUGGUGUGACACUCGGGCGCAGUCGCAAAGAUGCGGAAAUCGGUGAACCUCUAGAACAGAAUGCAAAGGAAAUAAACCUCACUGCUCAUAAGCCUUGGAUUCUCAAGGUGUUGCAGCUUUAUGAAACACAGAAGGUGCGCCACGGGAUGAUGAUUUUGGGUCCUUCCGGCUCAGGCAAGACAAAGUGUGUGGAGCUGCUUCUGAAGACCCUCUCUGAUGUGGAUGAGGUGCGCCGCGAGGUUCGCAUGAAUCCUAAAGCUAUAACAACUUCUCAAAUGUUCGGACGUUUGGAUGUGGCAACCAAUGACUGGACUGACGGAAUCUUCUCCACUUUGUGGCGGCGGACCACAAGAAUGAAACCCAAGGAACACUGCUGGCUGGUUCUUGAUGGCCCUGUGGAUGCAAUUUGGAUUGAGAAUCUGAAUUCCGUUUUGGAUGACAACAUGACUCUAACGCUUGCCAAUGGAGAUCGUAUUCCGAUGGCGCCUAGGUGUAAGAUUUUAUUUGAGGUGGACAAUGUGGACAAUGCAUCGCCUGCCACCAUUUCGCGCAAUGGAAUGGUCUUCUUCAGCUCGUCCACCAUAAACUGGGAACCACUAGUGAAGACAUGGAUAAACUCACGCCUCAAAUCCCAACGAGCAAGGCUAAUGGAAUUGGCAACCGCUGUCCUCCCACCAAUAAUCAAAUUCGUCACCCGAGAAAUCCAUGUAAAUAUGCCUUUUCUGGAGGCGUUUUACGUGGCCCAGUUUUGCACCGUCUUUAAUGCUGUCGCCAAUUCCGAGGUUUCUGAGUCAAUGCUUAUAGAAAUGUACUUUCUUUUUGCUCUAACAUGGUCAUUUGGUGCCCUUUUGGAAAGACCAGACAGAGUCAAAUUUGAUGAACACCUACGAGACUCUGAGGUGUUUGGCAAAUUAAAUAUGCCACCUCCAAUCAUCCGCGGGAAAGCGGUCACCAUAUUCGACUACAGGGUUGAUUAUCAACAUGGGCGGUGGGACUACUGGGGGUCGCUGGUGCCGAGCUACGACUAUCCCAGGUGGGGAUACGUGGAGUUUGAGCGAGUGUUAGUGCCGAAUCAGGAUAAUGUGGUCACGGAAUACUUGAUGCAAAGUGUUUGCAAGACGGGACAUUCUGUCCUACUCUUUGGUGAAUCGGGCACAGCUAAGACAGCUAUCAUCAACAAGUACAUGAAGUCCUUCAAUGAAGACACGGACAUUGCCAGAAACUGUAACUUCUCCUCUGCUACUACUCCUUUUUCUUUUCAGACUUCUGUGGAAGCCUUUGUCGACAAGCGAGUGGGCCUUACUUUCGGUCCUCCGCUGGGCAAAAAGCUAACCAUAUUUAUAGAUGACAUUAGUAUGCCCAUAGUAAACAAGUGGGGCGAUCAGGUAGCCAACGAAAUCGUUCGACAGACCAUGGAGUGCGGCGGUUUUUACAGCCUCCGCAAACCUGGUGAAUUCAUCACCAUUGUGGAUAUACAGUUCACGGCUGCGAUGGUAACUCCCGGUGGCGGUCGAAAUGACAUCCCCAUGCGUCUAAAACGUCAAUUUUGCGUGUUCAACUGCAGCCUACCCAGUGAUGCUUCAUUAGACACCAUCUUUACCACAAUAGCAGUGGGACACUUCUCUAUGGACCGUGGUUUUACGAGAGAAAUUCAGGAACUGGCUAUAACCCUCGUUCCCUUAACGCGACGCGUUUGGGCAUCUGUCAAAGCUAAGAUGCUUCCAACUCCAAGGAACUUUCAUUACAUUUUUAAUUUACGCGAUCUUAGUCGCAUAUGGAGGGGCAUCACCUUUGCUACAAGCGAACAUGUUUUUUGUGGUUUCCCUAAGCAGGUUUUCCAGACACGCGAAUACCUAAUUCUCCUGUGGAAAAAUGAGCUUACACGUGUGUUAUCGGAUAGAUUAACUAAUCAGGAGGACAAAACUUGGUUCUCUGACAAGUUACAACAGCUGACGACCGGUUUUUUUGGCGAGGGUAUGAACGCCGUGCUGAAUCAGAAGGUCUCUUUCUGCGACUUCAUCCGACCCGAUGAAGAGAGUGAUGACUCAAAAAGCGGUGAAAUUUCUACUGAAAGCCUGAUUGUAUCCACAAAACAUUACGAACCAGUAUUUGACAUUGAGGCAUUGAGACAGCGACUAAUGAAAUUCUUGGAGAUGAUGAACGCAGAGAACCGUGGAACACCUUUAAAAGUUGUUCUCUUUAAUCAUAUCAUCGGCCAUAUCGUCCGUGCCUGUCGAGCACUCCGCUCUGAUCGAGGAAACAUACUCAUGGUUGGAGUCGGUGGCAGUGGCAAGGAUACUACCAUCAAACUAGCCGCUUAUGUUUGUGGUUAUCGACUUUUCACAAUCAACACUAGAAGGUAUUUUUUCUGUGGAAGCUCGACUUCGGAACUAUUUGUCGUCUGCCUCUGUAGCGUGUACACAGUUAUGAACCUCCUGGAGGAUAUCAAAAUGAUCUAUCGACGAGCCGGGAUGGAGGGCAAGGGCAUUGUGUUUCAAUUCAAUGACGCAAAUAUCAAGGAUGAGAUCUUCUUGGACCAUAUUAACAAUAUCCUAAUGGGUGGCAUGGUUGAAACAUAUUUUAACCGCGAGGAGUUGGAUGAGGCGGGUAACAGCAUAAUUACAACGUAUCGUCGAGAGAAUCCUCGUCAAUCAUGUGAAGGGCGUCAACUUAUCGAUUUUUUCCUUUCGCGCGCACGGCGCCACAUGCACAUCGCUUUGCUCUUCUCACCAAUCGGAGAGCGGUUCCGUGCUCGCGCUCUCGCCUUCCCCGGCCUAGUUGCGGGCUGCACUAUCGAUUGGUUUCAUGCCUGGCCGCGCGACGCCCUCAUCGCAUGUGCGGAACGCAUUUUCCAGGAGCCCCCUGCUAUCACACUCGCGUUUGCCAAUCCCAGUAUCAGUGUCGCCUGCGUCAAUGUGGCCGCUGACGUUCACCUCUACGUCGAACGCAUGUGCGUCAGCUACGCUCGCAUCACUCGACGCACAAAUCAUGUUACGCCCAAGACGUUCUUCCAUUUCCUCAAUACUUGCAAGGCUAUUUACGGUCGAAAGCAUGCAGAACUGACAGAGAUAGCUUAUCGUAUGGACACGGGUGUUAGGCGACUGCAAGAGGCACGGGAGUCCAUUGCCUAUCUUAAAAUCGAACUGGCAGCGGCUGAAGAGGACUUAAAAGAAGCAAAUUACUUCGCAGAACAGGUUCUUCAGCGAGUACUUGAGGAGACGGAGAUUGCUGCUGGCGCCAAGUCUCGUGUGGAGGUGCUUAAGCAGCGGUGCGAGGAGAUAGUUCUAUCCAUGGAGAGGGAUCGUGAGGAGGCCCAAGAGAAAUUGGUAACUGCACAGCCAGCCUUAAAAGAAGCCGAAGAGGCUCUCAACACUAUCAAAGUCGGUGACAUUGCCACAGUUCGCAAGCUGCAAAAACCACCAAAUCUUAUCAUGCGUAUCAUGGACUGUGUCAAUAUCCUCUUUUAUAGACCCAUGCUGCCAAUACAAAUGGACUCCGAGAAACCACAAUCUUUUACACCUUCAUGGACAGAGUCGAUUCGCUUUCUGUCAAAUCAGAAUUUUCUUACUUUGCUCACUAACUACCCAAAACACAUUUUAACGGAGGAGAUGAUAGACCUAAUGGAGCCUUACAUAGCCGCUCCGGACUACAACCCACGGAGUGCACGAAAGACUUGCGGUAAUGUGGCAGGUCUACUUCAGUGGACCUUGGCAAUAAUGAAGUACUUCUUCGUGAGUAAGGUAGUUGUCCCACUACAAGAUAGCCUGAAAAAGUCUGAGCAACUAUUGGAGAGAGCACAAGGUCAGCUUAAAGAGGUGGAAUCAGAAUUGGAGGAGAAAACCGCGACGCUGAACAAAGUGCAAAUUGAGCAUGAGGUAGCAUUGAAACGAAAGCAGAAGUUGAAGGACGAGGCGGAUCUCUGCAUUCGACGCAUGGACACAGCAAACCAAUUGAUUGAAGGUCUGAGUGGUGAGGCUAUGAGGUGGAGUGAGACCUCAAGAAUUCAUACACAGGAGAUAGUCCUAUUGACAGGGAACGCGAUCGCUCUUGCAUUCUUCCUCACCUACAUGGGUGGGUUUAAUCAGGCUGCUAGAUUCUCGGCACUGAAGUACUGCAUUCAUCUUCUGCAAAAGUAUGGUGUACCUCAGAGCGAAAGGCUGGAUUAUAUUAAAGCCUUGGCGUCUCCCAUCAUCGUGAAUGAAUGGAAAAUGAAGGGCCUCCCAGUGGAUGAGCUGUCUGUCCAAAAUGCCGUGAUAGCAACUGCCAAACUGCGCUACCCCCUCAUAAUUGAUCCUCAAGGUCAGGCCAAGAAGUGGCUCACCAAUCUUUAUGCUGGUAGAGUAAUUGUUGCUUCCGUCUCUAGCAAGAAGUUUAGAACUUAUGUCGAGGAGGCCUUGAACGCAGGAAAGUACCUUAUUAUCGAGGGCGUUAUGGAGGACUUAGAUCCAGGCCUUGAUCAACUAAUUACUCAGUCAUUCUAUGUUGUAGGAACAAAUUUGCAGGUGAAAAUAUGGGAGUAUGAAACUACGGUGGAUUCAAACUUUCAGCUCUUCCUCACCACACAGCUCGCUAAUCCUGCAUUUGCUCCAGAGCUGCUUGCCAACGCGGUUCUCAUCGAUUUCAACGUGACAGUCAAGGGACUGGAAGACCAGCUGUUGGCAAACGUGGUCUCAGUAGAACGAGCGAAAUUGGAAAGUCUUAGGAUAGAAUUGCUCAACAGAACCGUGGAGAACAGGAAGCGCAUUGAGUCUCUGCAAAUCAAUCUGCUCUACAGACUGGCUAAUACAAAAGGUUCUCUUUUGGACGACCAAGAUUUGCUCGAGGUCCUAAAAUCCACAAAAGUCACAUCAGAGGAGGUGAUGGAGCAGUUAGCCAAGUCCAAACAGGCAGAGGCGGAGAUAGAGGAGGCGCGGGAGGAGUACCGCCCCGUAGCAGAGCGUGGCGCUCUCAUCUUCUUCCUUCUUGAAGAUAUGGCCAAAAUAAACCAUAUGUACGAGACAGGUCUGCCACAAUUUCUAGUACUCUUCAAUCAGUCUUUGAUUGACUCCGAUGAGUCCUCUGUAACUCAGAAGCGUAUUCAGAAGAUCGUCAAUUACAUGACUAAGUGCAUGUGGAAGUUUUACACACGAGGCUACUACAAGAAGGACUUUGUGAUGUUUACACUCGCCCUAGCACUGAGGAUUGAGUUGCAGAUGAAAAAUAUACACAGGGAUGAAGUAGAGGUAUUUAUAAAGGGCGGAUCGGCUCUCAGUCUGCACAGCUGUCCACCCAAACCCGCAAAAUGGAUAGCAGAUGAUGUCUGGCUUAAUAUUAAUGCUUUGUCGAGGUUGCCAGCCUUCACUUCAUUAGUUGAUCAGGUUAUAGGGAGCGAACGCAAAUGGCGCAGAUGGCACGAGGUUGAGGCGCCAGAAGAGGGCAUUUUUCCUCUCAAUUACGACGCCGACCUCUCCACAUUUGGACGCCUUCUCUUCAUUCGCACCUGGUGCCCCGAUCGUGUAGUACAUCAGGCCCGCAAGUACAUCAGCGAGACUCUGGGCCAUAGGUUUGCAGAGGAGACCCUCCUCAAUGUGGAAGAAAUCUACGCGGAUUCAACAGCCAAAACUCCCAUCAUAAAUCUUCUCACAGUUGGCGCAGAUCCUACUUUACUGAUAGAGCAGUUGGCACGUCGACUGCAGACUGAAUUUCGCUUCAUAUCAAUGGGUCAAGGUCAGGAGGUUCACGCCCGUCAGUACAUCGAACAAGCAAUGCGUCAGGGCUCCUGGGUACUACUACAAAACUGCCACCUUUCCCUCGAUUACAUCAAUGAAUUGUCCACCCUCCUCGCAGGACUGAGGACAGAAAGCGAAUCACAUCGCAGGUUUACAACAGAUGCUCUAUCAUACACUGAUACUCUUGAUGAAUCUGUCAUUGAACAGCACACUCCACAACCGAACAUGAGCUACACCAGUAGCAUGAAACCAGUGGCAUCAGAUCAGUUUCGUCUUUGGAUCACCACGGAGGACCACAGUCGGUUUCCUGUUAACUGUUUGCAGAUGUCAGUAAAGUUUACCAACCAACCACCCGAAGGUUUGCGCUCGGGUCUGAUUAGGACCUUCUCCGACAUAUCGCAGGACCUUCUUGAUGCUUGUGUUAGUAUGCACUGGAAAGUCAUCCUCUACGCUGUGGCAUUUCUACACCGAGCCUUGGAAGGAAGAAGAAAAUUUACCCCAAUUGGGUGGUCGGUGCCUUAUGAGUUCAACCUGGCGGAUUACAGUGCGUCAGUGGAGUUCAUGCGAAGUCACAUUGACGAGAUUGAGGUCAUGAAAAGGAAUAUCAGAUCAAGUGUAAGUAAUCACCUUUUCUGGGCGAAUCGAAUGCGUUUUCCCCAAAGGACAUGCUCUAACCUCGUUUAUUUGGUUAAAGUUUACGUCAAACUAUCAUGA
Molecule: messenger RNA, 13173 nt
Organism: Hydatigera taeniaeformis
Lineage: Eukaryota; Metazoa; Platyhelminthes; Cestoda; Cyclophyllidea; Taeniidae
Source: the annotation of a GenBank genome assembly